Messenger RNA from Oncorhynchus tshawytscha (Chinook salmon), 2237 nucleotides. RefSeq names its product endonuclease domain-containing 1 protein. Gene Ontology annotation, molecular function: metal ion binding; nucleic acid binding; hydrolase activity. The transcript is spliced from 3 exons. The record is from RefSeq and is a predicted model, not a curated record. Bases 1172 to 2083 code for a protein of 303 amino acids. Lineage: Eukaryota; Metazoa; Chordata; Actinopteri; Salmoniformes; Salmonidae.
CAAGGUGUCUGAAUAUUUUCUGAAGGCACUGUACGUCUGAUUGAAUAAAGUUCACCGAACAGUUGGAUGACUCACUUCUUCUGACAUACAACAGAUGUACUAUAUAUAAACGCGUGCUAUGAUAUGACUAAUACAUUAGCAACGCAUUUUAUUCAGAGCAAUAUUCAGCUGCUGCACGGAAGGGGUGUCAUCCGACCUCUGGGUGUUAAACAACUCCCACAUUCAACAGAAACUGAGUGAAACAGCAACUAUUCAGACAGGUUUCACCAAUAAUAAUGAGUAGAAAUAAAAACAAAGUAGUUGCUACUGAUUUCACUGAAAUUCCUGGAUGGAAUGUUGUUUUUCUGUACCUCCACAUACUUCUUCACUGGAAACCCAUCAUACUAAUUCCAGUGAAAAUCAAUGAAUCCACAAGAAGUCUGAAGGGAAAUUGCCACGGCACAGUUAGGCCUCCAUUUUGUUUCAGAGCCUUCCUGAAGUUUCAUUUCCAAUCUACCUCUGUACAAAGCCUUAUUCUGCUCACACCUCAGUCUUUACAUGAGAGGAUAAGCAGAUAAGACUAGCCACAGAUCUACACACACACACACACACACAUACUUUGCAUCUCUCCACUUCAGAGGAUGAGAGGCAGUCUACAGUGGAGAGAUCACAAUCAGCUCCGACUACGUUCUUCACCGAUGGACACAGGCGACCUUGGGUCCCUCUUAACAGAGCAAAGAGCAUGAGAUGCAUAACAAAAAACACAGCCUUUCAGGACCUAACAGAGCCUGUGUUUUCAUAUUACCAAGUAUAAGACAUCUAUCCAAUGCGUCAUGCUUUAGCUGGGACUAGUCCUGGGUAAUCUAAGAAAGCUGAAGACUGAUAACAUUAACUGAUGCUCUUCACUUUGCUACGGCCGGCUCGCCACUUUGAAUAUAUGGAAAUGGACUUGACAAUGGGAAGUCGAGAUGGGCCGACCCACUGAGUAUCUCUUCAUUAGAGAGAUUACACUGUACAGAGAGUUAUAGACUACCACGGGAAAGAGUGAAGGGAGAGACGGGAAUCUCACGCACGAAGUAGCAACAGUAGUGUGUGAAGGGCAGAGGGAGCGAGGGGAACACAUGCCGACACAGAGGGAGGCAAACGAGACAACUAAACAAGAUCUGUUCGAGAGAGAGACUGAGUAGCUAACAUGGUCACCGUGAAACACUUAUCCAUCUACUCUUCUCUGUCCCUGGCGGUCCUGCUGAUACUGGGCUGUGUGCGAGAGUCCCAGGCCGGGGUGGUGGAGGACUUUAACCAUGUGGAGCGCUGUAAGGACUCCCUGUACAUGGGAACCCCACCUCGGGGCUACCUCCUCGGUAACUCCCUGAAGAAGCUCUGCCAGCGCUACGAGGACCAGCCCCGCUUCGUCACCCUCUACGACCCCCACAAACACAUCCCUGUCUACUCGGCCUAUACCUUCAAGAAGUCCGAUGGCGAGAAGAGGGUCGACUUCCCCUGGAUGUUCGAGCCACAGUUGGCAUCAGAGAAGGGUAGUAGCAACAUGGAGCCGUUCCCCCAGUCCUCCUCCCACAUGCACAUGAACUUUGAGGACAGCCAGGCGGUGCUGGAGGACUAUGCUGACGUGGUCCAGUACGAGAGAGGGCAUCUCAACCCCGACGAGCACCAGGCUGAUCCCCUGGACAAGGCCUCCACCUACACACUGACCAACGUGGUGCCCCAGAUCCGUGAGUUCAAUAUCGGGCCCUGGGCCGAGCACGAGGACCUCAUCCGCAAGCGCCUCAACAACUACUGCCGCGGCAAAGCCUACGUGAUCACCGGGGUCACAACCUCUGGGAACAUGAUCCGCCGUGACAACCUGGACCGCGUGGCCAUUCCCGAGUACAUGUGGUCGGCCUACUGCUGCACCGACUACGACCAGAACGCGCCCUACUUCCUGCGGUACAAGUUCCCGGCGUUCGGGGCCUACGGGCUGAAUGACCGCGUCAACAACCACCUGGUGGAGGUUCCGGUGAAGAACCUGGAGAAGUUCCUCAGGGGAAGGAUGGACGUGGACAAGAACUUCCAGAUCUUCUACAACGACUGUGUGCCUGACUCAUAGUGAGCAACCUUGUGAUAGUGAUUGCAAUCAUGCCAGCCUCAAUGUCACCUCUACAUUGUCAUUUACUUUCUGUAUCGAGUAGAUUCUGAAAAUAUGAAUGUAGCCUGUGGGUGAGUUGUUGCUUACAAGCAAUAAAGAUGAUCUUUCAAACCUU